Messenger RNA from Symbiodinium necroappetens, 1104 nucleotides. NCBI's taxonomy places the organism in Eukaryota, Dinophyceae, Suessiales, Symbiodiniaceae. The record is from the annotation of a GenBank genome assembly.
AUGAUCCAAACGACUUUCUCGGAUAAGGCGGAUGGGAAUGCGGACGCAGACUCCAAGCAGUCAGCUGCUGAACGCGGACGGCGAACAUCCGUUGUCGUCGGAGAGUUCAUCAAGGGAUCGGAGAUGUCCUCGCAAAAGUCGCUGAGCCUCACUGCCCGAGCAAGGGCCCAGAGAUGUUUAGCCUGGCUUGCCGACAGUCCCGGACUAGCUAAUUUCAUGGCGGGCGUCAUCGUCGUAGACGCAAUCUGCACAUGGGUUGACAUUGAUGCCAGAGCUGCAGAUGCCCCUCCAGCUGACGGCGCUUUGUUGUUUCUGGACCUCAGUCUGGCCUUGUACACAGCUGAGCUCGUAAUCGUGCUUUGCGGCAGGGGUGCGCUUAAGAUGCUGACCGACUGGAUUGUACUGCUCGACAUCAUCGUCAUUUUGUGCGGAUACUUCGAGAUCGUGCUAAAUGCCUUGGGUCCCACAGAUUGGGUAGACAGGCUGCACGUAAUGCGCGCACUGCGACUGGCGCGGAUAUUCCGCUUGCUGCGGCUCUUUCGGAGAAUCCGUGCCUUGCGUGAGCUUCAGAAACUGGUCACAAUGAUGGCAACCUGCUUCCGCACUUUGGCCUGGUCUUUCCUCCUCUGCUUCGUCAUCAUGACAAUAUGGGCCAUGCUCUUGGUAGAGGUGGUGCAUCCCAUCAUUGAGGGCAUGCCUGAUACCUUUGUCAGCUGUGCUUUCUGCCGGGAGUCAACUGGAUCUGUCAUGUCAGCAAAUCUUCUCCUCUUCAAGACGGUGAUCGCUGGAGAUGGCUGGGGUGAUGUGGCAGUGCCAAUAAUCGAGCACAGCCCCUGGACUGCGCUGAUUUUCGUUGGCUCCUUGCUGACCCUGGUCUUCGGUGUUCUGAAUAUUAUCAUUGCGGUCGUGGUGGAUACAUUCGCUGAGGCCCGACUUAAAGAUGUAGAGAAUUUGGCCGAGGAGAUGGAACAUGACCUGGAGAUGAACAGGGAAGAGUUGCAGGAACUCUUUCAGCGGAUCGACAAGGACGGCAGCGGACAGCUUUCCUUGGAGGAGUUGAUCACCGGAGCCAGGCGAGACCCUGUUUUGCAGAGCAGGCUUCGA